AUGUGGGUGUACCCUGCUUCGGGCGGGGUCACGGUGACCAACGGGUGUUCGCCCCUGAACCAGGACACUUCGCCCUGGUUCUCCGUCACGCUCGGGCACAUAAAUCAAGACGUACUCCAGUUCUGGCUCUCUCAAUCCUACGCCUACAUGACACACUCGGAAGCACUUGUGACGGAGUCGAUGCAGUGGCCAUUGCCACCGGAGGUGAAGCCGGUCAACGGGCUGGUGCUGUCGUUCGAGGUGCUGUCGAACUGGGUGCAGUCCAUCCCCGUGCUGCUGCAGGACGCCAGCAACUGCUUCUACGCCUACGAGAUUCCCACCCUGCAGCCCUCGCAGGGGUACACGCUCUUGCACAAGUACUGCUUCGGCACGAGCUCGGCGUUCCCGCUGUUGGAAAAGAUCGUACCGGACAGCUCCACGAACAUGACCGAGGUCGAGGUCAUCUACCUGGUAUCGCUCACUCACGUUGCCGCCAUCACCGCCGACACCAUCGAGCCGAUCACCGUCGUCGAAAUUCCCGCGGGUGAAGUGUCCAUGUCCUCAGUCAUCGGCGCGAGCUAUCAGCGCAACGACGAGGACGACCACCAGCUGUUCGUGAUCCGUACCAAUGACAUCCCGAGCCAGCCAUCUGAGAUCAUCAACUACAUCAUCACCGCCACCAACAAGGGAUCUGUGAGCCUCAAGCUAGGCCAUGUGACCUAUCUGCAGGGCGAGUCCAACACGCUGUUCACCAACGACAACGCAACGGGGCUGUUCUGGACGCAGGUGGUGCCCAACUGGCAGGGAAGCAGCAGCACGCGGGGUCUGCUCUUCGACUACAGCCUCGAGCCUCCGCACCACUUCCGCCACGGCGUGCUCGACGCUACCGCUUCGCCCGGGUCGAGUUACGGGAGUGAACGCGAUGAUGAUACCUCAACCAACCAAAUGAAGGGGCUGCCUGGGUUCACUAUACACGCCGUAUUCCUCAACGAGACGUUGCCCAGCCUGUCCUUCGUCGACCCACUUCUCGUGAAUGCAUCCAGACUGCCCUCGCUUGGCCAAAGCAUAAAGCUGUCCGAUCCAAACUCGGACUUUGGCGUCGUGAUGGCCACGCACAGUGCGGAAGGCUACGCCUGUCUGCAGUUGUUCAUUCAUUGCCAAGGGGACGACGCCUACCAAUGCCUCGGCUGA
Acanthamoeba castellanii str. Neff is the source of this 1170-nucleotide messenger RNA. RefSeq lists its product as uncharacterized. NCBI's taxonomy places the organism in Eukaryota, Discosea, Longamoebia, Acanthamoebidae. The transcript has 7 exons. The record is from RefSeq and is a predicted model, not a curated record. The coding region runs from base 1 to 1170 and encodes 389 amino acids.